Molecule: messenger RNA, 1014 nt
Organism: Adineta steineri
Lineage: Eukaryota; Metazoa; Rotifera; Eurotatoria; Adinetida; Adinetidae
Source: the annotation of a GenBank genome assembly
AUGGCAUCAUUAUCGAAUAUGAGUGCAUUUAUCACUUUUACUAUUCAAUAUAAUCGAUUUGUGCCACCUAUCAUAUUCUUUUUUGGUUUUAUUGGCAAUAUUCUUAAUAAUAUUACCUUUUCAAGUCAUACACUUCGUAAGAAUCCAUGUGCAACUUAUUUUUUCUGUUUAGCAAUUACUAAUCUAAAUAAUCUUAUUUUUGGUUUACUUCUAAAUUAUCUAAUCGAUGCUUAUCAUAUUGAUCUUAUUACUCGCACAUUAGUAUUUUGUCGUCUUCGAUUUCUAAUUUUACAUUGUUCACUUGUACUCUCAUCAUGGUUUAUUGUUUUAGCUGGCAUAGAUCGUUUUUGUGUUAGUUCACGAAAUAUUAAUCGACGAAAUUUUAGUAAUUUGAAGAAUGUGCGUUUGUUAACAGCUUUGGCUAUAGUCGUCUGUUUUGCUCUGUAUGCUCAUAUUUUUGUUCUUUUUACCAUUAAACAAACUGAAUCAGGUCCAGUUUGCUAUGCAGAAUCUGGUUCAUAUCAAGUCUUUUAUGAUUUCCUAUUUUUUGCAACAUUUAGUUUUACACCACCAAUACUAAUGAUUAUUGUUGGUCUUGCAACAUUCUAUAAUACUUGUCAUGCACAUAGUAAAAUCAAACCAGUGAGUAUGAUGAGUACAUUAACAGUAUCAUCUAAGACUAUUCGAUUACGAAAGAAAGAUCGUGAAUUUGUGAAAAUGUUACUUAUUCAAUUAAUUUCUACAGUUAUUUUAACAUUACCUAUUGCUAUUCAAAAACUGUAUUCAACAUUUACACAACAGAUUUCAAAAAGUUCUGAUCGAUUAUUAGUUGAGACAUUUUUUCAACAAUUUGUACGAACAUUAACACAUAUCAAUAGUGGUGUGAGUUUCUAUCUAUAUACACUUUCGAGUAGUGUAUUUCGUCAUGAACUAGGUGUACAAAUUAGCAAGAUUAUUCGAAUGAUUUUGGGUGUUGAUAAUGAAUUUUAUCGACGAUUUCGUCAAACAAUAUGA